AUGUACGGCCAAAUGAUUGAGGCCAACACGCGGCCGGACUUGAAAGAGGGCUAUUACGUCUCCCGAGACUUGCCCAUGGACCACCCACAAGUCAAGGCCGAAAAGUUCGCCCACGGUCCGAACGUAUGGCCCGAGUCACUUGGAGAGCCCUUCAGAGAGACGUGCAUGGAAUAUCUGAAUCGUAUCGUCAAGCUUACCGAAGACGUCAUGGGCGCCAUGGCGAUGAGCUUAGGCUACGACAAGAACUACUUUGAGGAAUUUUGCACAGAUCCCAUGUGCUUUUACAAGCUGCUUCACUACCCUCCACAGCCGACGGAUGCGCAUCCUCUGCAGCGAGGCAUUGGAGCUCAUCGCGACUUUGGCGUCAUCACGCUGCUGCUACAAGGCGACGUGCCUGGCCUCGAAGUAUGGGAUGAUGAGGCGCAGGACUGGUAUCCCGCACCGCCGGUAGAGGGCGCGUAUGUGGUCAACAUGGGAAAUUUAUUUGAGCAGUGGACCAACGACAUGUACGUGUCGAACGUGCACCGCGUCAUCAACCGCGCAGGCGAGGAGCGGUUUAGCAUCCCCUUCAACUACAACGGCAACCCCGACUUUGUCAUUCGCUGCAUUGAAAAGUGCCGCUCCAAUGCCGAAGAAGAAAAGUACGCUCCCAUUAGCGUGGAAGACUAUGUUGUUCAGAAGUACAAGGAUGUCUAUGCUCGUGCGGGUGUUUACAAAGAGGACACAUUUGUGGCACAAAAGGCAGGCGCUUGA
Purpureocillium takamizusanense is the source of this 753-nucleotide messenger RNA. RefSeq lists its product as uncharacterized. The transcript has 2 exons. NCBI's taxonomy places the organism in Eukaryota, Fungi, Ascomycota, Sordariomycetes, Hypocreales, Ophiocordycipitaceae. Gene Ontology annotation, molecular function: dioxygenase activity. Bases 1 to 753 code for a protein of 250 amino acids. The record is from RefSeq and is a predicted model, not a curated record.